GUGUUUUUUUUAGUUUUUGUAAAUUUUUAAUAAAAUGUACGCAAACGUACUUAGUGAGUAAAGUAAUUAAGAUCUAAAUAUCUUGCUAAAUACGUAAGAGACGCACAUAAAAAAAUGUUGUAUAGUGUUUAAAGAUUAAUUUGGGAUCACCAAAAUGUCUGAUUACGAUCAACAAUUCCAAGAAGAUUUGGAGAAGGCGCAGGCGUUGAGUUUGGAAAGUCUAGCAUUAGAGCAGUUUCGACGACAGAAGCUACUGUCUAAUUCAGAUAAUGGCACAGUUAACGUGGGACGACGAGAGGACGAGGGUUUGCCCGCGCUGCCGCCGCCGCCGAGGAAACCACCGCGAAGGGCUUCGUCUACGGACACCAACAAUUCAACGUGCACAAGUCCCGAAGGUCCAGGGAACAGCGAUCUGAUCUCCUUCGCGAGUCCCACCAGCAAGACGCCAAAGGAUCCUCAUGCCUCGUUCAGGGAAUACAUCGAUCAGAUCAGCAAAUUGGGUCAACAGACCGAAGAGCUCACAAUAAACCCCGAGACGAUGAACAACCAAUACAACCAGCCCUACUAUGGGCCCUACCAACCCCCGCCUUAUACGCCCGCACCCUAUCCUUCAUACGGUAUGCCCGUACCUGUCCUACCCAAUCUACCGUACUAUCCUGCGGCUAUCAGUGAUCCCACGAACCCCCCAUAUCCUCCCAACCAACAACAUCAAUAUCCUCCCAACCAGCAACCAACGACUCAAACAUAUCCUCCCAACCAGCAUCCAACGACUCAACCGUAUCCUACCAACCAGCAUCCAACGAUUAAAAAAUAUCCUCCCAACCAGCAUCCAACGACUCAACCGUAUCCUCCCAACCAACAUCCCACGACUCAACCGUAUCCACCCAACCAUACGAACCAAUAUCCCCCCAACUAUUCGUACCCUCCCAACCCGUAUCCGUACAACCAAACGCGUCUAGCGACGCCACCUUACGUCGGAUACCCGCCACCACAAUACAACUUUAGUACGACCAACAUGAUAUCGCGGCCGACUAGACCUCUCUACCCCCAGUUGAGUCAGCUAAACACUUACCCCGCCCCGUCUCCGCCGAAUACACAAAACAAUAAUACUUUACCAGUUGCGAAGCCUGAACCAAAAAGGGACAGCGUUGAAAGUAAUGCGUCGAGGAAAUCGUCAGCUGCUAGUGUUGGGUCAAACGAGUCGAACGACACGGUGGGCAGUCUGCCCAAGUCUCUGAACCUGAUAGACUUCGGGCGCAGCGGGCAAGGUAGCGUAAGAGUCAGUGUGCUUGAGGCGUUUGAUCCGCUACUAACUGACCAAAGCACGGAAUAUGCCGCUGUCAGCUCGAAUCAGUCCAACUCGAGUGUAUACGAGGAGUAUGACCCUCUCGACUUUCUGUACGGCGAGACUGAGAUGCGAGAGAGCGUGUACGCGACGGUCAGCAAGCGGGAUAGUGUGGCGCUGCCGUCGCCGCCGCCGAAAACCGUGCAUGCGCCGCAACAGCCGCGCAGACAGACUACCAACAAACUGUACGACUGCAUAGUGAAAUGCCAUAACAAAACUUACGACAGCGAGCACAAGGCGUUCCUAAAAAUGGUUCUCGAUGUCCGAAAAAGAUAUGUUCACUCGGACGAGAGCCGCAACCCUGGUCACGUGAUCGCGGCGCGUUCGACGGGCAAGUACCCGCCCAACACGAGCGUCAAACUGCUCGUACACAACUCGCACACCGACGAGCCCAUUACGUUCACGUCAGACGUGGAGUCAACGGUGGAACAUAUAAUAUUAACUGUAGUUUGUACUCUCGAGGAGGAGAUAAGAGAAGACAUGUCUGAUUAUAUGUUAAGAGUAUGGGGUGCCAAAGAGUAUCUUACACCGGGCAGUACGCUCAGCGAGUACGAGUACGUGCGUGAGUGCGUGCGGCGUCUCUGCCUGUGCGGACGCGACCGCAGUUUGGCCCGCACGGCGCGGGAUGAUGCGCGCGACGCCCAUCUGCCUUUGGACGAUCUGUUGCCGCCCGCAACUGUGCCUGCGCUCAAUUUCGACAACCUGUCUAUAUUGCUAGAAACGCUCGAAGGUGAGCUAUCACGCGCUGCAGGCGUGGUCCGCGCGGAGGGCAGCUGCUCCCCGAGCGGCGUGUUCCAAGCGGUGAAGGCGAUAUGCGCGCUCGCCGGACAUCUAGAGACGCUGCAUCUGACGCACUCGCUCAACGCGUUCGCGCAGGCCGCCACUGCUCAGUGGACAGCUGGCGCAGUUCGUCCUGAGCUUGGCGCAGAGUCAGGGCCGUAUUGCAACGUGUCGUUACGUCAGGGGGGCGCGGCCGAGGCGACCGCCCUUCAGUGUUCCCGCGUCCGCGACGCCGUUCGUACGCUCCUGGCGUUGUAUACGCGCAACGCGUUAUUGGACUUCCAACUACCCGACGCACCGGUGUUGGCAAACGAUCCCCGAAAAGCGGUAGCGGCGGACACGAUAAGCGAGCCUCUCCUUCUCUGCAUAGAGGCGGUACACGCGCUACCGCCGUGCUGGGCGCACGACGAAUACGUUUUCCACGCCCAAGUAUACUACGGCACGCGCCCGCUCAAGACCAUACACCUGACUAACAUGUCGAAAAUAGACUGCGCGGGAUUCUAUCCGAGGAUUAUUUUUGAUACGUGGUUGAAUAUCGAGGACAUACCAGUAAACACGUUGCCCCGCGAAUCUCGACUGGUGCUAACACUGUACGGACGCACGCAGCGUACCGUUGAUCAUCCACACAAGGAGCAACACAACGGCAACGAACAAGAAAACGACGUGCCGGAAGAGAACGGAGACGUGCAAUUUGAACAGAUCGAAUUGGGAUGGGCGGCGAUACAACUUUUCGAUUAUGAUGGGAUGCUGGCCAGCGGUCAGUACGUGUUGUCGCUGUGGCCGGCACGCUGCGACCGCAGACUCGGCCCCGCCCCGCCCGCGCUUCACGCCCCGCCCACUCCUAGCGCGCUAGUCAAUAUAGAAAUACCAUCAUACACUCGCACCGGUGUGAAGUGGACAGAGUGUGAGAAGGUCAAGACACCGGAGGAGUUGCCGAGCUUCGACUCGCUUGACGGACACACACAGUCUCAGCUACUGCACCUCAUAGAACAGGGCGCUUAUCAGAGAAUGCCUACGGAGGGUAGAGAGGUAAUGUGGGAGAAACGUCAAUACCUGGUGCAGCUGCCGGGAGCGUUGCCCCUCGUGCUGCUAGCUGCUACGAGCUGGGCGGCGGAGGCUCGGGCACAGCUCCUGUCGCUGGUACACCGAUGGUCCCCACCCUCCCCACUUAAUGCUGUACACCUGCUGCUGCCCUGUUUUCCAGACGCCGAGAUCCGCAAGAUGGCCGCCGAGCUGCUCAACAAGAUGUCGGACGACGAGCUCCUGCGGGUGUUGCCACAGCUGACGCAGGCGCUGCGCUACGAGACGUACGAGUGUAGUCCGCUCGCCGAGUUGUUGAUAUCGCGCGCUCUGUCUGCGCCGGCGGUAGCACAUAAACUAUUCUGGUUGCUAGUGCACUCCUUACCUAACGUACCACAGGCACCGAAUCAAGAAUUUCUAGGUAUAAACAUAGAAGAGAACUCCAACGACGGUCACGAGUUCGACGCGUGUAUCACCGCUACUUGGCGGUAUCGACUGAUCCUACAGACUUUACUAGCGGUGUGCGGAGAUAAUCUCAAGAAAACGCUGUUAAGACAACAACUCCUUGUAAAGACUGUAGCAGAAGUGGCGAUGUCGGUAAAGUGUGCGAAGGAGGCACAACGUCAGAGGGCGCUGUGUGCGGGCGGGGAGAAACUCGCCGGCCUACUGCGGCAGGAGCCCGCCGCGUUGCCGCUCGCCCUGCAUAGAUACGUACACGACAUUGACGUCAAAUCAUGUUCCUACUUCUCAUCUAACACGCUACCUUUGAAGAUCAACUUUAUCGGUGUCGAUAAUGCGGUGGUACCCGCCAUGUUUAAGGUAGGUGACGACUUGAGGCAGGACGCCUUAGUGUUACAAGUGAUCAAAGUCAUGGACAGUCUGUGGCUGAACGCUGGCUUGGAUCUUCGGAUGGUCACGUUUCAGGCACUACCGACUAGUAACAAUAGGGGUAUGAUAGAAAUAGUCUCAGAGGCAGAGACGCUCCGAGCUAUACAGACCGAGUGGGGUCUGACGGGGUCAUUCAAGGACAAGCCCAUAGCCGAGUGGCUCGCCAAACACAACCCAUCUGAGCUGGAGUACCAGCGAGCGAGGGACAACUUUACCGCGUCAUGCGCGGGCUACAGCGUCGCGACGUAUCUACUCGGAAUCUGUGACCGACACAACGACAAUAUAAUGCUUAAGACCUCCGGCCACCUGUUCCACAUCGACUUUGGCAAGUUCCUGGGUGAUGCGCAGAUGUUUGGCAACUUCAAGAGGGACCGGGCACCGUUCGUGCUGACUCACGACAUGGUGUACGUGAUCAACGGCGGCGAGCGGCCCACGCAGCGCUUCCAGCACUUCGUGGAGCUGUGCUGCAUGGCGUUCAACGUCGUGCGCGCGCACCACGACCACAUACUGGACCUGUUCGCGCUGAUGGCGUCAUCAGGCGUGCCGGGUGUGUCGUCAACGGCCGUGGCAUACGUGCGUGCGGCGCUAUUGCCUUCCGCAUCCAACGCCGAGGCCGCAGCCGCCUUCGCUAGGCUUAUACACUCCUCGCUAAAGAGCAAAUUUACACCAAUAAACUUCUUCCUACACAACCUCGCUCAGCUACGAGCGAGCGGCGACCAAAAUAACGCCACGUCUGAACUGCUCUCCUUCAUGCCCCGAACGUACACGAUGGCGCAAGAGGGUCGUUUAACACGAGUGGAGUGCCUCAGCUACGAGAAACGCUAUGAUCCGGAAAAGCACUACGUGUACGCCCUGCGUGUGUACCGCCAGGGGCAGGCCACGCCCUCCAUACUGUACCGCUCGUACAAACACUUCACGGAGCUAUACCAGAAGAUAUGUCUGCACUUCCCCCUGGCUAAAGUUCAUAGUCUCCCGUCCGGUCUCCACGUGGGCCGGUCCAACAUCCGUCAAGUGGCUGAGCGUCGGUUCGGCGACGUGCAGGCCUUCCUCACGUCGUUAUUCAGCCUGGCGGACGAGAUCGCGCACUCCGACCUCGUGUACACCUUCUUCCACCCGCUGCUGAGGGACCAGCAGGACGUGGAACCGCAGAGGCUGAGACGAGGCGAAGCCGUUGAACCCGAGAGCAGUGGUUCAGGGUCUCUCAAACUGUCGGUGCAGUACGCGGGCGGCGUGCUCGCCGUGCUCAUACUACACGCCCAGUCGCUAGCGUGCGGACCGCAGUCACUGCCGCCCAACCCUUAUGUUAAGGUUUACCUGACACCGGAUCCUAACAAGGAGACGAAGCGCAAGACGCGCGUGCUUAAACGCAACUCACACCCAUCCUUCAUGGAGAUGCUCGAAUACCGUCUGCCGCUCGACGUCGUGCGCACGCGCAGCCUGCAGGCGACGGUAUGGAACUACGAUUCGCUACAGGAAAACCAGUUUCUGGGAGGUGUUGUUAUACCGCUGGCAAGCUUGAAUCUUCGCGAGGAGACGGUAGCUUGGUACCCUCUAGAAUACAUACCGCGGUAGCGCCGCCGCGUACGUGUUUCUUGUAUGGGCACGUGACAUUUGUGUGGACGAGACCUAGCUUUCUAGACAAUAUUUCUUAGCCGGCCCCUAGACGAUUGGAGGCGCGCGAUGUUCUAAUCAACCCUAGACGGUCAAUAAUAUUACGAAAUACGUGAUAUUACGCAAUAAAAUUGCUCGUCUAGGGGCCCGCUUAAGGUAUCCCAGAGUCUAUAAUAGGCUCGUGGUAAUGUUUGUAUGGACAAGACCUAACUAUCUAAACAAAGUUUCUUAAAAACGUGAUAUUCUCAGAGUCUAGAAUUGGUACGUUGUAAUGUUUGCAUGAACGAGAUUUCUAGCUUAUUAUACAAGCAUAUACUAUAUAAUAUUAUCUAAAUAGUCAUGUGGAAAACUAACGCUAUAGUAGACAUGUCUUAAAAUGUAAACAUAAUAUGAGAGUCGUGUAGACGAGUCCUAAUAUGCAUGUAAAUGUUUAUUGAGUUGAAUCAUUCAUACGAGGGUAAAGCUUUUGCCUUUUAUUUUUGUGUACAUGUUCCGACCGCUAACGUAUACAUGUC
Aricia agestis (brown argus) is the source of this 6159-nucleotide messenger RNA. It is a transcript of the gene Pi3K68D, whose product is annotated as phosphatidylinositol 4-phosphate 3-kinase C2 domain-containing subunit alpha. Gene Ontology annotation, biological process: phosphatidylinositol 3-kinase/protein kinase B signal transduction; phosphatidylinositol-mediated signaling; phosphatidylinositol-3-phosphate biosynthetic process. The record is from RefSeq and is a predicted model, not a curated record. Gene Ontology annotation, cellular component: phosphatidylinositol 3-kinase complex; plasma membrane; cytoplasm. NCBI's taxonomy places the organism in Eukaryota, Metazoa, Arthropoda, Insecta, Lepidoptera, Lycaenidae. Gene Ontology annotation, molecular function: 1-phosphatidylinositol-3-kinase activity; phosphatidylinositol binding; 1-phosphatidylinositol-4-phosphate 3-kinase activity.